Rubroshorea leprosula is the source of this 2386-nucleotide messenger RNA. The record is from the annotation of a GenBank genome assembly. Lineage: Eukaryota; Viridiplantae; Streptophyta; Magnoliopsida; Malvales; Dipterocarpaceae.
GAAGAAUUGCCGGCAUGUUUUGGCAACAUGAAGAGUUUGAGAUACUUAGACAUUUCUAGAACUCAAAUAAAAGAAGUGCCCAGGUUCGUUACUAAUCUAUACAAUUUACAAACAUUUAGAUUUCUUAAUUGCAGAUCUAUCAAAAUGCCUCCUGAAGGAAUAGGAAGUUUAAUCAACUUGAGGCACGUUUACUUCUCUUAUGAAGAGAAUAUGCCUGCAAAUAUUGGGAGACUGUCAAAUCUUCGAACAUUGCCAUUGUUCUUUGUGGGUGCAACGAAGGGGCGUAAAAUUGAAGAAUUGGAAUGUUUAAGCCAACUGAGAGGAAGUUUAGAGAUCUGUAACCUUGAACUUGUUAAAGACAAAUCAGAAGCCAUGAGAGCAAAAUUACAUGAGAAGGCAGUUAAUGAUCUGAAUAUGACAUGGGGAAAAGAAGGCAAUCAUGAUGAAGAUGUUUUGGAAGGCCUCCGACCACACUCAAAUCUGCAAAGAUUAGCUAUUUAUGGUUAUGGAGGUAAAAACUUACCGUCAUGGAUGUUGAAGAGUGACUGUAGUUACAAUAAUGAAGUGUUUUUGAUCAGGAACUUGGUGGAAUUGGAAAUUAAUGAGUGCAAGAAGUUAGAAAGCAUUCCGGCAUUGAAAGGACUUUCAUCCCUUCGGCUGCUUUAUAUUUGGAAUUGCAAUGAAUUAACUACUAUAGCUGAUGAAGCAUUUGCGACAUUUGAGUCCCUGCAAGAGUUAAUCAUAAGAAAUUGUCCUAAGCUGGCAAGUGUUCCAACAGGUGGGUUACAAUCACUUUUGAAAUUCUUCAUUUCCAAUUGCUCUAUAAGCAGCAUCGGAGAUAUACUAGCAGCCUCCAAGUGCCUUAAGUCCUUAUCUCUGGGAGCCCUGCCUAAUUUGGGGUUUAUUCCAAGUAUUGAUGGGCUUACAACUCUUCAAAACAUUGCUCUGUCUGGGCUUCCUAAUCUGAUGUCUAUUCCAAGUCUUGAUGGGCUUAUCUCCCUUCAGACCAUAAAUCUGUCUGGGCUUCCUAAUCUGAGGUUUAUUCCAAGUCUUGAUGGGCUUACCUCUCUUCAAAAUUUAUUUUUGUCUGAAUGUGAAAUAGAGUGUCUACCUAGUGGGCUAUCAUCCUGCACAGCUCUUAAAAUACUAGACGUAAGGAGCUGCCAUAACCUGAUCUCUAUUCCAGAAGAAUUGAAGGAAUUGCAUUCUCUUGUUGAGUUAAGAAUUGUAGAUUGUUCAAAAUUGAGAAGCAUCCCAGAGAAGCCUCUCGCGUGCCUUACUAGCUUGAAAAAAUUGAAUAUUGGUGGUUUUUGGGAAGAGCUAGAGGAAUUCCCUGGACUUGGUUCCAUUCUCUACCUGAAGACCUCGCUCGAAGGGUUGCAGUUGUAUGGAUGGAAAAAAUUAACUACGUUGCCACCUCAAAUUCAACACCUCACUGCUCUAAAGAAGUUGUUUAUUAGUAAGUUUGAUGAAGUGGAAACAUUGCCAGAGUGGUUGGGAAACUUAUCCUGCCUAAAAGAAUUGCAUGUUGAUUCUUGUUCUGGAUUAAGAUAUCUAUCGAGUGGGCUGUCAUUCUGCACUGGUCUCGACAGACUUGCCAUACAGGAUUGUCCUAAUCUUGUCUCUAUUCCAGAGGAAGUUAUCGGCCAUCUUACUCAGUUGAAGAGCUUGUCGAUUGGUGGUUUCUCAAAAGAGUUGGAGGAAUUUCCGGGUUUGAAUUCCAUCAACACCUGCCUUGAAGACUUGCAAUUGUAUGGUUGGGAAAAGCUAAGUCAGUUGCCUCAUCAAAUUCAACACCUCACUGCUCUACGGGGCUUGUCGGUAUCCAGAUUUGAUGGAGUGGAAGUCUUACCAGAGUGGUUGAGAAACUUAUCCUCCCUUGAAUAUCUAGUUGUUAAAAGCUGCAAGAAUCUGAAACAACUGCCUUCUGCGGAAGCCUUUCGACGACUCUCUAAAUUGCAGACACUUCACAUUUAUGACUGCCCCUUGUUAGAGGAAAGAUGUGCCAAGGAAAGCGGUUCUGAGUGGUCCAAGAUUUCUCACAUUCCAAACAUCCGCAUAAAUGGCAAGUCCUUUUAAUCCCAAGAUUGAGGUUUGCGAGAGGCAACAGGCAUGGAAUUACUUUUCCCUUGAAAAAACAUAUACACUAUUUGCCUUAAAACACCAAACUGACCCUCAUCCAAGAAGCAAGCAAUAGCAGAGGAAUGGAAUAAAAGUAGCUUCACCAAGCAAAAGAUGAUUUUGGAUGAUCUUGAAGGUGCUCAAUUUUAAUCAAUUAGGAACAUACCUUGUAUCUCUCAUGUCUUACUUUGAAGGAAAACUGUUACAGGUAAAAACCAAACCAAAGUUUACAUCAGUUAUACUUCAUUAAAAGGCAUAUGCAUUU